Chelonoidis abingdonii (Abingdon island giant tortoise) is the source of this 3233-nucleotide messenger RNA. RefSeq names its product ADAM metallopeptidase domain 8 (gene ADAM8). Lineage: Eukaryota; Metazoa; Chordata; Testudines; Testudinidae. The record is from RefSeq and is a predicted model, not a curated record. Gene Ontology annotation, biological process: positive regulation of membrane protein ectodomain proteolysis; inflammatory response; regulation of cell-cell adhesion. Gene Ontology annotation, molecular function: metalloendopeptidase activity; cell adhesion molecule binding.
AAAGAACUGGUUGAAAUAAACCUAAAUCAACAGAGGAUCCAGAAAGACAAAGAGAUCUGUCCCCCAUGACCAAACAAGCAACACCUAGCAGUGGACUGAACUGGAGAACAAAGAGGAAAAAUUGUCAGGAGUCUUUGCCAGCCCAUCGGAGAAACUCGCACAUGUGGUCCAAUAUGAAAGGGUGACACCUCACAGAGUGCCUGCAGCUCCUGGGAAGAGAGACCUUUCUGCUCAAUUUAACAUGUAUCCGGACAACGUUCAUUACAGCAUCCGUGCAGAAGGAAGGGACUAUGUUCUCCGACUGGAAAAGAACAAGGGACUGAUUGGGGAGCACUACACUGAAACCUAUUACUCAGAAAAUGGCACCGAGGUCAUUGAGAGGCCAGACACUCAGGAUCACUGCUUUUAUCACGGGCAUGUUCAUGGUCACAGUGAUUCAGUGGCAAGCAUCAGUACCUGCAGAGGACUCAGUGGAUUUUUCUGGGCUGAUCAGACAGUCUAUUUAAUUGAGCCGUUGGGCGGUGAUGAUAAGGGGGAGCACGCGGUGUACCGAGCGGAUCACCUGAGAAUGAAGCGUGGAACCUGCGGAGACGCCAAUGUCACUUUGGAAUACGACCAUGAACCAAAAGUUGCUGCCGCAAUGAAGCCCCAUCACUGGAAAUCGGCUCCAUUUCAGAAAGGGACUCGAUAUGUGGAGCUGGUCUUGGUCGUGGACAAUGCGGAGUACAAGAAAUCCAAAGACAUGCGGACGAUUCAGAAUCGCAUGAAGGAAAUUGUGAAUCACGUUGACAAGCUUUAUCAGACUCUCAAUAUCCGUGUGGCAUUGAUAGGCCUGGAAGUCUGGAGUUACAAAGACAGGAUCACUGUGAGUCCAAACCCAGACACCACACUGGACAAUUUUCUUCACUGGCGAGAGACUGAACUGUUACAGAAGAAGAAGCAUGACAAUGCCCAACUGAUCACAGGCAUAGACUUCCAGGGCACGACGGUGGGGCUGGCCAAGAAAUAUGCAAUGUGCACCAGGGACUCAGAAGGAGUAAAUCAGGACCACAGUUUGAAUCCUAUAGGAGCUGCCUCAACUGUGGCUCAUGAGAUGGGACACAACCUGGGAAUGUCUCAUGAUGAAGAUGUUGGUGGAUGCAGCUGCUUGGCCCCAAAGACUGAUGGAGGAUGCGUUAUGGCAGCUAGUGUUGGCAUGAUUUACCCAAAGUACUUCAGCAGCUGCAGUAUAAGUGACCUGCAGAUGUUUCUAAGUGAUCCCCGGACUAGCUGCUUACUGAAUAUCCCCAAGGCUGAUGAGCUGUAUGGGGUGCCUGUCUGUGGAAACCAGUUUUUAGAGCGAGGGGAGCAGUGUGAUUGUGGGACGCCCAAGGAAUGCAGGGAUCCCUGCUGCAACGCCACCACCUGCCAACUAAGUGAGGGAGCAGAAUGUGCUAUGGGAGAAUGCUGCCAACAGUGUAAGGUGAAGGCUGCUGGUGUGUUGUGUCGUGCCAGUAAGAACAGCUGUGAUCUGCCUGAGCACUGCACUGGCCUCUCAGCGGAGUGCCCGGAGGAUGUCUUCCAAGAGAAUGGUGUGCCGUGCCAGUAUGGGAAUGGCUACUGUUACAACGGGGUGUGCCCCUCGCAUAGCGAGCACUGCCGCACGCUCUGGGGCGCAGAGGCCCAGGUGGCCCCUGAUAUCUGCUUUGAGUACAAUGGCCUCCAGAGGGACUACCUGCAUUGCCUGACAGAGAACGGGAAAAGGCCCUGCAGCCCAAAAGACAUAAAGUGUGGCACACUGCAUUGCCUGAGUGGGAACAGGAACCCCAUUGGAGGGGGUGGCGUCUACUCCCUGUCUCUCGGGAGGGUGACCUGCAAAGUAGCUGUCACUGACAAGGAAGAAAGUGACAUGGUGGCGAAUCUUGUGAUGGUACCAACGGGCACCAAGUGUGGGGAGGAAAUGGUCUGCUAUGCUGGGCGCUGCCAGAACCUCCUGAUUUACGGUGCCAAAAACUGCUCUGCAAAGUGCAACGGUCAUGGGGUCUGCAAUCACAAGCGGGAAUGCCACUGUGAGCCCGGCUGGGCUGCACCCUACUGCGAGCGGAAGCUCUCGGAGAUUGCAGCAGGUGGAAGCAGCGUGGUUGUGGCAGCUGUGCUGACAGUGGUGGUGCUGGUAGCCAUGCUGACUGUUGGAGGCUUUGUGUUCUACAAAGGCAAUGGGAAGAAAUACUUCCAGAAAGGGAGAAUUGUGACCAGCACCACCAAGGGGCUCUCCAACCCCAUGUUUCAAGAGGGCAGCAAUACCAGGAACGUGAGGCAUGAGCUGCAGAGUUGCGACAUCAGCAGCCCAAAUCUGAUCUCCACAACCUCAGACCUGAAGAGCCCCAGGUCUGUGUACGUGCCCAUGACUCCCAGCAGGCCGCCACCCAAGGUUGCUGUUAAACCCAGUGUGGCACGUCCCCCACUGGUCUCUGCAAAGCCCAAACCAGCUGCUGGCGAGGUGAAGCCGAAGCCACCGACCCGGCCUCUCCCCGAGCUGAGAAGCAAACAGCAUAAGGCAGAUAAGCUGAAUGGCUGUAGCAUGGAGGGGACCAAAUUGUCAGCUCUGCCUAUCCCACCUGCCAAACCUGCUGCCCUGACGUGUCAAUCCAGCCAGCCCCAGCAGGCCGCUUCCUUGAAGGUGGCACUGAAGCCUCCAGCUUCACGGAGAUGACCCAGACUGUGGCGGCUGGGACAGCGAGGCGUGGCUGGCUCCAGCGUUUUGUCUAGAAUGAUUGAGCAUUUCUGCUUCUUGCUUAAUGGUACUCGACUCGCUUGGCAGAGUCUUACUUCAAGGUCUUGAGUGUUUACAUGAAAUGCUUGACUCAGCUGUGCCUUAACACAGAUGCUGUGGCUGCACAAUACAGCAGGGCUGGCCAGCAAUGGCUGCUUAGAGGCUGGGGGCGGCUAACACCAGCAGAUGUAGGGAAAUGUUCUCAGGUUUUUAUUAGUGAAAAUGCAAGGCCUUUCCAAAAGUACAAAGGAGGGACAUGCCUCUCAAACCAGAGUCCCCCUCUUCCCCCCAUGCAGGCAUGGGGGGGUGGGGGGAGCUCCGGGGACAGUUCCUAUUUCUGUGCCAUGUAUGAUCUCUAGCAACGAGCCCAGCAGAUCAUUGUGUCAUGGCAACGCACUGUCGAGACCACACAUCCUAGUAUGGAACAUGUCAGCUAGAUCCAGGGGCCUAGCCCCAGUAUUGCAGGCUGGCAACUGUAAUC